Molecule: messenger RNA, 6885 nt
Organism: Gallus gallus (chicken)
Lineage: Eukaryota; Metazoa; Chordata; Aves; Galliformes; Phasianidae
Gene: MAGI3
Product: membrane associated guanylate kinase, WW and PDZ domain containing 3
Biological process (GO): signal transduction
Cellular component (GO): cytoplasm
Molecular function (GO): protein binding
Source: RefSeq, marked provisional
GGCGGGCGGCAGUCGGGCGGCAGCGGCCGGUGCGGGAGGCGGCGCGGGCGCGCCCAUGGUGCGGCAUGUCCAAGACGCUGCGGAAGAAGCGGCACUGGCUGAGCAAGGUGCAGGAGUGCGUGGUGUCCUGGGGCGGCCCGGCGGGCCCCGACCCCGAGCUGCUGCACGGCGGCGCCGAGCGCGGCGAGUUCCCGUACCUGGCGGGCCGCCUGCCGACGGGAGCCGAGGGCGCGCCGGGCCCCGCGCUGCUGUCGGGCAAAGCGCCGGCGCCGGGAGACGUGCUGCUGGAGGUGAACGGCACCCCGGUGAGCGGCCUGACGCACCGCGACACGCUGGCCGUCAUCCGGCACUUCAGGGAGCCCGUGCGCCUCAAGACCGUGCGCCCAGGAAAAGUCAUCAACAAAGAUCUGCGUCACUAUUUGAGCCUGCAGUUCCAAAAGGGCUCCAUAGACCAUAAACUCCAGCAAGUGAUCAGAGACAAUCUCUACUUGAGAACCAUCCCUUGCACUACGAGGGCUCCCAGAGAUGGGGAAGUCCCCGGCGUAGACUAUAAUUUCAUUCCUGUUGAGCAAUUCAAAGCACUGGAAGAAAGUGGAGCCUUGCUAGAAAGUGGAACGUAUGAUGGUAAUUUUUAUGGUACUCCGAAGCCUCCAGCAGAGCCCAGCCCCUUUCAGCCUGAUCCGGUGGAUCAAGUUCUCUUUGACAAUGAUUUUGAUACUGAAUCACAGAGGAAAAGAACCACAUCAGUCAGCAAAAUGCAAAGGAUGGACAGUUCUCUCCCUGAAGAUGAGGAAGAGGAGGAAAAGGAAGCGGUUAAUGGCAGCGGAGGGAUAGAAAACAAAGAAAAACACUCAGAUUCUUCUGACUGGAUGAAACCUGUUCCCAGUUACAACCAGACAAGCAGCUCCAUGGACUUCAGAAAUUACAUGUCAAGGGAUGAAACCCUGGAACCUCUGCCCAAGAACUGGGAGAUGGCCUACACUGACACUGGCAUGAUCUACUUCAUCGAUCACAACACCAAGACAACCACAUGGCUCGAUCCACGGCUCUGUAAGAAAGCCAAAGCUCCUGAAGAUUGUGAAGAUGGAGAACUUCCUUAUGGAUGGGAAAAAAUAGAAGAUCCACAGUAUGGAACAUAUUACGUCGAUCAUAUUAACCAGAAAACUCAGUUUGAAAACCCAGUGUUGGAAGCCAAAAGGAAAAAACAGCUAGGACAGACUGAUGGUGGCCCUUCAAAAUCAGUGCCAGAGAAGUCUCUCUUCACCAGAGAUCCAUCCCAGCUCAUAGGAGCACUUAUACGGACAUCACUGAAAAAAAGUACGAUGGGUUUUGGUUUUACAAUUAUCGGAGGGGACAGGCCUGAUGAGUUUCUCCAGGUGAAGAAUGUGUUAAAAGAUGGACCUGCUGCACAGGAUGGGAGAAUCGCACCAGGUGAUGUCAUUGUAGACAUAAAUGGAAACUGUGUCCUUGGCCAUACCCACGCAGAUGUUGUCCAGAUGUUUCAGCUGGUUCCUGUCAACCAGUAUGUAAACAUGACUUUGUGUCGUGGCUACCCUCUUCCUGAUGACAAUGAGGACCCAGUUGUAGAUAUAGUGACUGCUACGCCUAUUAUCAAUGGACCACCUGUGACCAAAGGAGACAUUUGUCUGACCAGCCAAGAGUUAAUAGCCGGAACAGUUGUGUUGGACCAGAAUGGAAAAACAGGCCCAAUGUUGGUCAAUGGUCGUCUCAAUGGCCCCUCCAUGGAUACAAAUGAGCAGAGGAUCUCUGUUGCAUCUUCAGGAGGCUCUCAGCCAGAGCUGGUCACCAUCCCACUGGUCAAAGGUCCUAAAGGCUUUGGGUUUGCCAUUGCAGACAGUCCUACAGGACAGAAGGUAAAAAUGAUUUUAGACAGCCAGUGGUGCCAAGGACUUCAGAAAGGGGAUGUAAUCAAGGAGAUCUGCCAUCAGAACGUACAGAGCUUGACACAUCUGCAGGUCGUGGAGGUACUGAAGCAGUUUCCAAUAGGAGCAGAGGUACCACUGCUCAUCUUAAGAGGAGGUCCACCCUCACCUACUAAAACUGGCAAAAUGAAGGACAAGCAGGAGAGUUCAGGGAGUUUGGAAGCGCUCAGUGAUGCCAUCCCACAGCCUAUGCCUUUCCCUCCCACUGCUGUAAGAUCAGGUUCUCCUAAACUGGACCCUUCAGAAGUCUACUUGAAGUCCAAGACUAUGUAUGAGGACAAACCUCCAAACACGAGAGAUUUGGAUGUUUUCCUGCGAAAACAAGAGUCGGGCUUCGGAUUCCGUGUGCUUGGAGGGGACGGACCGGAUCAGCCUAUUUAUAUUGGAGCCAUAAUCCCAUUGGGAGCGGCAGAAAAAGACGGCAGGCUUCGAGCUGCUGAUGAACUGAUGUGCAUCGAUGGAGUCCCUGUUAAGGGGAAGUCACACAAACAAGUUCUGGACUUAAUGACCAGUGCUGCACGGAACGGUCAGGUGCUGCUCACGGUCCGGAGGAAGAUCUUCUUUGGAGGAGAAAAGCAAGCAGAGGAGGAGGAGUCGCAGGCUGUGGUGACGCAGAACAGCUCUCCCCGCCUGAAUCGGGCAGAGUUUGCAACCCAGCAGUCCCCAGAGGUCUAUGAUGUCUGUCUGCAGCGGAAGGAGAACGAAGGAUUUGGCUUUGUCAUUCUCACCUCCAAAAACAAACCUCCUCCUGGCGUGAUUCCCCACAAGAUAGGGCGUGUGAUAGAUGGGAGCCCAGCAGAUCAGUGCGGGAAGCUGAAGGUGGGAGACCGCAUCUCGGCGGUGAAUGGGCAGUCCAUCGUGGAGCUCUCCCACGACAGCAUCGUGCAGCUGAUCAAAGAUGCAGGCCACGUGGUGACUCUGACCGUCGUUGCUGAGGAAGAACACCGUGGUCCUCCGUCAGGAACAAACUCUGCCAAGCAGAGCCCAGCUCCUCAGCACCGACCUCUGGGACCAGCACAGAGCAGUGCUUCAAGCACGGACAGGGGAGCUACGGAAGGUGAAGCUGGAAAAGAAGUUUCAAACAGUUACAGGCUUUCGUGGCCUGAGCAUAAGCACUUGGCACAACCUGAUGCUGGCAGUGCUUCAGGUGUUGGCAGCCGUCAUUCACAGACACAGAAUUCUGGCUGUUUUCCAGUAGAGUUGGAAAGAGGCCCUCGUGGCUUUGGGUUCAGUCUUCGAGGAGGAAAGGAAUACAACAUGGGUUUAUUCAUCCUUCGGCUUGCUGAAGAUGGACCAGCUGUCAAAGAUGGGAGAGUACAUGUCGGUGACCAAAUAGUUGAAAUUAACGGAGAGCCCACGCAGGGAAUCACUCACACGCGAGCCAUUGAGCUGAUUCAGGCUGGAGGGAACAAAGUUCUGCUGCUGCUGAGACCAGGGACCGGCUUGAUACCAGAUCACAGUUUGGCUCCUUCCAGUUUGUGUCCCUACGUGAAACCUGAGCAGCAUUAAGGGCUUUCAGUGCUUUUCUUGGGUUUUCCUUAAAGACUUGGUGAUUGGGAUAGUUACAAUCCAUCUUCGUCAAAUGUAAUAUAUGAAGAACAGUCACCGUUAUCCUCAUCUUCACAUUCUGCUUCCCCACCUGAAAUGUGUUAUUUUCCAGUACCAGGAGAAGCUUUAAGGAAAGUUCAGCUGUCUGAGAAACUGGAACAAGCAAAGAACACUGUGCCUGAAAAGAUAAGCACUUUAACUGAAAACCAGUUUGAGAUGAAGCCUCCAUCUUCUCCCCAGAGAACAAAGAACAGAUGGGAUCUUCCCUCCAGUACUGGGUUUGAAGUCACAAAAGGUACUUUAGAAUUAGGGACCAGAAAAGACAGAUCUGCGAGCCAAGAAAAGUUCGGGGCAGCCGAAGGACACCAUCCCACAGGAUUGCACAGCCCUAGAAAGAGUGAUGCUGAUAAAACCCACAGCAAUCUCCCACGUAAACCCACAGAAACAGGAAUGAGCAGUAGUAACAGGAAACAGCAUUCCAGUGGAGAUCAAGGCGCGUCUGCCAGUCCUCAGAAGCUUCUCAGUAAGGGAUGCGCGGAAGUGGUAGGCAGGCUGCAGGAGCAUCACGACAGAACUGGUGGUGAUAAGACAACUGCUGAACAGCUGAGAGGUGGAAGUGGUAAAACGGGAGUCACGAGGAAAGACACCAAGCAGAAGGUUUCUGGAAAGAAGGAAUUGUGGUUUUCAGAGAGAAAAUACGCGACGUUGGAUGAGGGCAGAUUUCCAUUCGGUGACUCCAGGAGAAACAGAGCUGAAGAUGAAAAAACGAGGAAGUUGAACUCGGGAGAGCCAGGUUCCAGCAGAUCCAAAACUUCAAGUCUUUCUGAUAUUCCACUGCUCUCCAUGGAGAAACUGAGAAGGCUGGAAGUGCAGGAGAUCGAUGUUCUGAACAGCCAACGUGGAGACGGGCACGGGGAGCUGCCCGAUGAAACCAAAGAUGAUGGAAUUCCCAAACCUGAAAGCAGUUCUCCAGUCAAGAAGACACCAAUAACUCCGGGACCUUGGAGGGUUCCAAGUGCGUGCAAAGUCACCAACACAGCGUGUGAGGCUGAGAAACGGGUCUGACCGAUGCUUGUUUUUAGAAUUAAUUAAUCAGGUUUCUAAUAACGAUCGUUCAGAAGCAUUGUUUCUUUUCACAAAGUUGUCGUAUUUUUUCCAAAACUGCUCAGAGGGUGGAAAGCAUUGGAUUCGUUCUGACAUUAUCUGAGCUGCAUGAAGGAACUUUUGGAUUGCUGACAUGAACUCCUCCAUACGCUGCUGUCCCCUCAUCCUUUUGGAGGCGGUGUUCUGCUGCUCUCAACCUUGCACUGCUGCGGCUCCCUCAGCUCGUAUUGUGAGUUUCUGAACAAAAUUAUUUAAUGCCUAUAUUGCCAAUGUGAUCAUGACUCACUUCUUGUUCUUGUGCCAAGUUAUCUACUGUACCCAGUCAGUCUGAUCCUUUUAUGUAUUCCAGUCACGGAAGAGUCCAGGUUUUGUUGGAAAUGGGUGUUUUCUCCAGAGCAUGUUGCAUGUUUACAUAAGGAAAUGCUCAUCUUCCUCCUGGUCCGGGGAGGAGAUGGGUUGAGUCGGUUCUAUCGAUUCCAGAGCAGCAAAUGAGCCACUGAUGCUGUUCCAAUUGAGCUUUUUCGUAAAUUUUUUUAUACCUAAUAUAAAACCAUGUAGAUAAAAGUUAUAUUUGACAUAAUCGAUGUUUUGUAAUUUUGCUUUUUAUGAACACAACAAAAUUGCUUUCUUUCGAUUCGUGAGGAUGCUUACAGUAACUGCUGGCAAACAUCUGUCCAGAAAGAGGAGGUUCUGGUUCCUGCUGAACAGCACCGUUCCUUCGGUCCAUUUGUGGCACGAUGUCCUCCUUGGACCGUCAACAUAAACAUGGAGUGUGCAUUUGUGUUCAGCCUCGUUCUGCUGCUGCAUACUGAGAAGUCCCAUCUCUUAUUAUUUAUUGCUGCUUCCUAAUCGGAUUUGCUCUCCCUCUGUAGAGCUAAGAAUUGAUCCAUAGGACAGAACCAACCACAUUAACUUCUUAAAUGAAGUUCCUGCCUGUGCAUAUGAGAAGUCUCCCGUAUUUUAUUUUAAAUGUGUGAUCUAAGAGUGCUGAAUAUUAGGAUAUAUGGGGUACACAAGUCCUAAUUUCUCUUCUUUGGGCUAUAGGACAGAUUUUGAGGUCCUGUUGGGGAAUAUUACAAGCAGAACCCACUGACACCUCAGAUCUAUAGCUGUAAGUCAGCAGAAUGCAGAAACCCACGUGGUUUAUAUAUAGUGGCACUUUCCUUUAAUUGGUGCAGAAGAGAAGGUAGUAAAAGCUCAUCAACCCAGUGUGCAGAAGGAAAAAGAGGUGCAGAAGGUCAAGGAUGACUUACAUUAAAAUACAAACAGGUUAUUUGGAAUUGGGGAUCUUGUUUUGGCUUUGAUAUAUGUCAUGGUUUUUUAAACCUAAUGAAGCACGGUGAAUCAGUUCUGAUGGAAGAGUUGUUUCCAAGUGCAGAUGCCCAAACAGCUUUCGGAAGAAACGCUUUGAAAAUGAAAGAGGCUUCAAAGCAGAUCUGAACUGUGCUCUGCUGCUUCACGUUGGGUGAUCCAUCGAUUUGCUGUGCAGCACAUUACCAAACGCUCCACGUUAUGGAGCAUGACUGUGACAAUACUUAAUACUUUGCAGUUAGCCGACGUAGAUAUUAACCAUGUACUCUUAACAAGAGAAUCUGGUUUGUGUUGAGUUGUAUGGACUUGCCCUAACCACCGAGUGCAGUAACAGAUCCAGAAGUGUAGCACAGAGAUGAAUUAGCACCACUGACAUUAAUUCCCUGACAAUUACCCCCAUAUCUUUUCUAUCUAUCAAUGUGACCUCAUUUAGUGUCUGACCUGUGUGUGAUUUCUCCUCCCAUAGAACUUGUAUCUCUACUUACUGUAUCGGAUGACUUAGCAACGUGGCCUUGGGAUGCUAAGCAAUGUAUGGAUGUACUGGGUGUAAAUGUUUAUAUAUUGUACAGCACCUUUAUACAUACUUCUGAGGUUCUGACUAGAGAGAGACCUGUAAAUCGCUCAUUAUUUUUUAUAUAGAUAUUAAAAAGAAACUCUAGUUCAUGGCCUACUGGUUCUGCACUGUAUGAAAUAGAUUCUUUGUGAUGUUCAGUGGUAUAAUACUUCACCCACAAACAUAAUACUCUUCUGGAAAACAAAUGCAGUUUAUUAUUGAAAGUUUCCUUGACUUCCUGCUCAGAUAACAAAUGUUCAACAAAGGUGAUACAGUCAUGAAGUCAUGUAGAAACAGCUGUUGAUGAAGAAAUACUUGUACUGUAGGUUUAUUUGUACAUUUUGAUAUAUAAAGUUGUCAUUUUCUUUUCCAUCUUUCAACCUUUCCUUGUACAGAAAAUAGCUAUAAACAGUUUACUACCAAAAA